UUUAUUUCUAGUCAAAAGACAAGGAAUGUGUGAAGUUUACAGGAUCUCAUCAAAUGAGAAGAUCCAGUUCCUGGAAAAGGAACUGGCCACCCAGCUUACCGAGUUAAAGACAGAAAUAGAGGAGAAUGGGGUGCUGCAUGGCACACCAAGUCGGUCUUACAGCUCUGUUCCAGUACCGAAAGACAUUCUUUAUUUUCGAAGGGAAAGGGAGGUGGUUUUAAAAAGGCUACUACAGGUGGCAGGGGCGAAACCGGUUGUCAUUCAGGCAGAAGUCAUGCAGAGAGAGCUGGAGAGCUGCUUAAGGAGAGAAUACACUGUGGAAAAUGUGCCUCUUCUGCUGCACCAGUUCUACACAGACAGGAUCGAUCAUUUGAUUCGAUGUAAAUACUUGCAUAUGCUGAGAUGGAAAAGAUUUUGUCAGCACACGAGUGUCAUGGAACAAUGUUAUCCUCAUUAUAAGAAGCAAGUUGGCUUCAUCAUGCAGGAAUACAAUGAUUCACUACAAAGAGCAAAGAGGCUAUCGAUAGCAAGAGAACAUGCGAUGACAGGACAAAAGAAUUCAAUAAAUUUAGUGACUCUGGAGGACCUUGUUAUCUACCUACAGUGGCUAAUCUGUCACCUGCACUCAGUGAAGCUCAUUCACAGCUAUGUACAGACACUCCAAUACUUGCCUAUUUCUGACCGGGUUGAGCAUGUCAUGGAAGCACAUAGGAAGGAUGUUGAAAGCCAAUCCCAUCAUCUCACUAUGUUUGGAUCUGUCACUUCUAGUCCGCAUUGCAUAACAGAGCAAGAUGGUAAAGAAAAAUACAACCAUUUUGACACCGCAUAA
Molecule: messenger RNA, 829 nt
Organism: Spea bombifrons (plains spadefoot toad)
Lineage: Eukaryota; Metazoa; Chordata; Amphibia; Anura; Pelobatidae
Exons: 7
Coding region: 26-829 (267 amino acids)
Source: RefSeq, a predicted model, not a curated record